This is a messenger RNA of Lampris incognitus (smalleye Pacific opah), 6033 nucleotides long. RefSeq names its product Rap guanine nucleotide exchange factor 2b (gene rapgef2b). Bases 467 to 5392 code for a protein of 1641 amino acids. Gene Ontology annotation, molecular function: protein binding; guanyl-nucleotide exchange factor activity. The record is from RefSeq and is a predicted model, not a curated record. The transcript is spliced from 28 exons. NCBI's taxonomy places the organism in Eukaryota, Metazoa, Chordata, Actinopteri, Lampriformes, Lampridae. Gene Ontology annotation, biological process: small GTPase-mediated signal transduction; positive regulation of ERK1 and ERK2 cascade.
UCUGGAUAAGCGGCUCGGUUCUUUGUAUUCUACUUUUUCUCCGCUGCGUCCUGCGUGAGGCUUCUUUCCGUCGAUGGCAGAAUGCUGAAGUGACGAGGGAUGGCUUGAAUGAAGGGAUCGUUUUACCACCAUAACUCAUCGGGACAAAAGUCGUUUCUUGUGGGCUCUGGGCUCUUCCGGUCACGGCUAAACAAGAGGAGCUUCCUGUUGGCGGAUUUACCGGUGCGUGUCCUCCGGUAGCGGCUCGGGGACCGACACAAACCCGGAGGAGACUGCCUGGCUGGCUGGCCGGCUCCCGUCGCGGCCUGGCCUGGGGACUCGGGGCUGAUCCACAUUGUCCGAGUCUUUUAACCCGGCACAGAGGACGAGGAGAGACCGCUGGUUUUGCUGAUUCUCGGUGCCUUGAAUCUUUUCUAGACGUUUCAAGGCUCGUACAUCGAAUAUCUCUGCGCUCGACUUCAAAGCAAUGGCGUCUUAUGUGGAUAACAGCUUUCGGCAGGCGGUGAUGAUGAAUCCGGCUGAAAGGACGCAACAGGACCUGGAGAUCGUCUACUCCUAUCUUCAUGGAAUGGAGGCAUUGUCCAACCUGCGAGAGCACCAGCUGAGGAUAAUGUGUGAGACAGUGCGCUACGAGAGACAUGAAGCCAAUGAAGUGCUGUACUACCCGGACGAUGUUGGCAGCUGCUGGUACAUCCUGCUGUCAGGCUCCGUCUUCAUUAAGGAGUCCAUGUUCCUGCCCAGAAGCAGCUUCGGGAAGCGGUCGGCCGGCAGCCUGCGGCGCGGCUGUGAGUGUAUCGUGUUAGAACCCUCCGAGAUGAUUGUGGUGGACUAUAUGGAUGAGAAUGAGGAGUACUUCCAGCGACAAGCCUCACACCGUCAGUCCCGCCGCCGCUUCAGAAAGAUCAACCAGAAAGGAGAGAGGCAGACCAUCAUUGACACCGUGGACCCUUACCCCACUGGCAAGCCGCCCGUUGCCCGAGGUUACCACACGCUCCCUGCAGACUUCAGCAGACUUCAUCUGGCUGACGGCUUGCAUCCACAGGUGACACAUGUCUCCUCCAGCCAAUCAGGAUGUAGUAUCACCAGCGACUCUGGAAGCAGCAGCCUGUCAGAUAUAUACCAGGCCACAGAGAACGAGUCAGGCGACAUGGACCUGAGCGGACUGCCAGAGACGGCCGUUGACUCAGAGGAAGACGAUGAUGAGGAAGACAUUGAGCGAGCAUCAGACCCCCUGAUGAGCCGCGACAUUGUGCGGGACUGCCUGGAGAAAGACCCAAUGGACAGAACUGAUGAUGACAUAGAGCAAUUGCUGGAGUUCAUGCAUCAGCUGCCAGCCUUUGCCAACAUGACCAUGUCGGUGCGGAGGGAACUUUGUGCCGUCAUGGUGUUUGCUGUGGUCGAACGUGCCGGCACAGUUGUCCUCAACGAUGGCGAGGAGCUGGACUCAUGGUCGGUGAUCCUUAACGGCUCUGUAGAGGUGACGUAUCCCGAGGGCAGGACAGAGAUCUUGUGUAUGGGGAAUAGCUUUGGGGUGUCCCCCACCAUGGAGAAGGAAUACAUGAAGGGUGUGAUGAAGACCAAGGUGGACGACUGCCAGUUCGUGUGUAUAGCCCAGCAGGAUUACUGCUGCAUCCUCAACCAGGUGGAGAAGAACAUGCAGAAGGUGGAGGAGGAAGGGGAGAUCGUCAUGGUGAAGGAGCACCGUGAACUGGAUCGCACCGGCACCAGGAAAGGACACAUCGUGAUCAAGGGCACAACAGAGCGUCUCACCAUGCACCUGGUAGAGGAGCAUUCAGUGGUCGACCCCACCUACAUCGAGGACUUCCUGUUGACUUACAGGACCUUCCUCUCCAGCCCCAUGGUCGUGGGUAAGAGGCUGCUGGAGUGGUUCCAUGACCCCAGUCUCAGGGACAAGGUUACACGGGUAGUCUUGCUAUGGGUGAACAAUCACUUCAAUGACUUUGAGGGAGACCCUGCCAUGACUCGCUUCCUGGAAGAGUUUGAGAACAAUCUGGAGAGAGAGAAAAUGUGCGGGCACCUCAGACUGUUAAAUAUAGCGUGUGCGGCUAAAGCCAAGCCACGAAUGGUGACCCUCACCAAGCCGUCUAGGGAGGCUCCCCUUGCCUUCACUCUCCUGGGAGGUCAGGAGAAGGGCUUCCGCAUCUUUAUCGACACCGUGGAGCCAGGGAGCAAGGCAGCAGAGGCUGGUCUGAAGAGAGGAGACCAGAUCUUGGAAGUGAACGGGCAGAACUUUGAGAAUGUCCAGCUCAGCAAAGCCAACGAGAUCCUAAAGAACAACACACAUCUUUCCAUUACUGUGAAAACCAACCUAUUAGUGUUUAAAGAGCUGCUAACCAGGCCAGAGCAUGACCAUGAGGUGGAUGGCGAGGAAGAGCUGGACAGGAAACAUAGUGCUCCUCACCUCCCAAAGAUUGGUGAUAUUAAGAAGGCGAGCCGGUACUCCAUCCCUGACCUGGCGGUGGAUGUGGAGCAGGUUAUGGGUCUGGAAAAGGUCAGCAAAAAGGCCAAGGCCAACACUGUGGGCGGCCGCAACAAGCUAAAGAAGAUCUUUGACAAGACGCUCACCAGCAUUCUGCCUCCCAAACCGUACAAUGACGUAGGCGUGGGCCAAUCGCAGGACGACAGCAUUGUGGGAAUGAAGCAGUCUAAACAAAUCCCACCGGCACUGCCUGUCAGCGGUAACCUCUCCUCGUCGAACCCAGACCUGCUACAGUCUCACCACCGCAUCCUGGACUUCAACAACCAGCCUGACAUGUCGGACCAGGUGCUACGAGUGUUCAAGGCCGACCAGCAGUCUCGAUACAUCAUGAUCGGGAAAGACACAACUGCCAAGGAGGUGGUGGCUCAAGCAAUCCGAGAAUUUGCCCUAACUGCCGCACCAGAGGCCUAUUCGCUGUGUGAGGUGUCUGUCACACCCGAGGGUGUCAUCAAACAGCGGCGGUUGCCAGAACAACUCUCUAAACUAGCGGAUCGGAUUCAACUGAGUGGCAGGUAUUACCUGAAAAGCAACAUGGAGACAGAGACGUUGUGUUCGGAUGAGGAUGCUCAGGACCUGUUGCGAGAGGGCCAGAUCUCCUUGCUGCAACUGAGCACUGUGGAAGUAGCUACACAGCUCUCCAUGCGAGCCUUUGAGCUUUUUUGUGCCAUUGAGCCCACCGAGUACAUUGAUGACCUGUUCAAACUGCACUCCAAGGCAGGCUCCGCCAGCCUCAAGCGCUUUGAGGAGGCUAUCAACCACGAGACCUUCUGGGUGGCAACAGAAGUGACACGAGAGCCCAACCAGCUCAAGCGGAUGAAGACCAUUAAGCACUUCAUCAAGAUCGCCCUGCACUGUCGCGAGUGCAAGAACUUCAACUCCAUGUUUGCCAUCAUCAGUGGUCUGAACCUGGCUCCAGUGUCCAGACUGAGGGGAACAUGGGAGAAGCUGCCCAGUAAGUAUGAAAAACUGUUCGGGGACUUGCAGGACCUGUUCGACCCAUCAAGGAACAUGGCCAAAUACCGCAACGUCCUCAACAACCAGAACCUUCAACCUCCCAUCAUCCCCUUGUUCCCCGUCAUCAAGAAGGACCUGACCUUCCUCCAUGAAGGCAAUGACUCUAAGGUGGAUGGCCUGGUGAAUUUCGAGAAGCUGAGGAUGAUCGCCAAAGAGAUCCGCCAUGUCGGCCGCAUGGCCUCGGUCAACAUGGACCCGGCGCUCAUGUUCCGAACCAGGUCUCUGAGUCAGGGUAGUGCCAAUGCAGCAGUCCUGGACGUCACGCAGACAGGCGGGCAUAAGAAGCGCGUGCGACGUAGCUCCUUUCUAAAUGCCAAGAAGCUGUAUGAGGAUGCCCAGAUGGCACGGAAGGUGAAACAAUACCUGUCCAACCUCAGCCUGGAGACAAAUGAGGAGAGCCUACAGACCCUGUCACUGCAAUGUGAACCCUCCAUCAGCACCCUGCCCAAGAAUGCCAGUGGGAAGAGGCCUGACACGUCUCCUGUGGUGUCCAGAGCUGCCAGCCAACAAAGGGGCCAACUUGCCAAAGGCAACCAGGCCCUCCAGGUCCCUGCUGUGGCUCUUCACCCAUCCAGGAAGAAAGUACCCGUUAAGGACCUGCCACCCUUUGGCACCAGUUCACCGCAGUCUCUGAAGAAGAUCCUGUCGCUGUCAGAGGAGGCCAGCGACAGGCAUCGUAGGCAGCCAGAGGACACUGUGUCCAAUGCCUCCUCCCAGCUCUCCUCCCCUCCCACAUCCCCCCAGAGCUCACCCAAGAAGGGUUAUCCCAGGAUGGGUGAUGCUUACUCAGACUCUGGUCAUAGUGAGAUCUCCUCUCGUUCCAGCCUUGUCAGUAACUCCUCCUUUGACAUGGCGCAGGAGGAGAGGAGGCUCCGUCACUCUGGCGGGGUCGGGGACCACCACCUUGGAGGGCCGCGACUGGAACGAAGACCAACUGCAGACCCUGACCAGUACAGCCUCGGCUCCUACUCCUCCAUUCAAGACUGCAGGGGUCUUUAUGCUGGCUGCCACACCGUACUCUCUUCCCCAAGCUCUGAGGAGUUGACCCAAGAUCAGGGUGACCGAGUCUCUCUGGACGCUGCAGACAGUGGACGUGGCUCUUGGACUUCCUGUUCCUCCGGUUCCCAUGACAACAUCCAGACCAUGCAGCAGGGGCGGAGCUGGGAGACACUGGCCUUUGGGGUGGGCGGGAUGGGUGGACUCCCCACAGGCGGUCCAGAGGCCCUGUUGGGUGGUCCGGCCGGGCUGUGGGCAGCCCAGGCCAGGGGGAGCUGGGCUUCAGCCAGCUCCUCCUCCUCCUCAGCGGCAUACUGGGGGGAGGACUCUGAGGGUGACACCGGGACCAUCAAGAGAAGGGGUGGGAAGGAUGUGAGUGCCGACCCAGAGACCAGCAGCAUCACCUCCACGGGUUCAGAGGAGGCCAAGCAGCACGGCCGGCCCUCCCCAUCACCCAUCACUGCCGGGGGGAAAGGACUCAUGUCGAGGAAGGAGGGCCGUUAUCGUGAGCCCCCCCCGACCCCUCCAGGGUACACUGCCCUCACCAUCUCUGACCUGGGAGAGGGGCAGCACCCAGGUCCCCCCGGACCCCUGGCACCCACACCCCCGCCAACAACACUUGGCCACUCGGGCAGGCGGCCACCCGACUACACCACGGCUCUGCAGCGCUCGCGCAUGGUCACCCAGUCGCCCGACUCCCAUCAGGCUCACCAGCGAGCCAAGCAGCGGGCAGGGGGGCUUCACCGCACACGCUCGCCAGCUGAGGAGCAGGAGCCUGAGGAGGAAGAGGAGGGUGAGUCUUUGUCUGCCAAACUUGUCGCUCUGAGGAAUCCAAAGCCAAAGCCAGUGGUACAGCAUACACCCAAGACUCCCAGACCCUAACAGGCAGGGCAGAGGAUGAACAGGUGUCAGCCGUGUGACAGACAAGACUGCAGUCCUGUGGCAGUAGCUUGAAGUCCCCUUGCACAGCGUGGGAUGGGGGCGGGGGUAAAGAGCCUGACUGACCAAUGAACUCAUCAUCAGUUAUGUACGUGCCUGCCUCCUCCACCUGGCUCUCCCUCUGGAUUGGUGGAUUCUCUCUGCUCGUCUCCCUCCCUUGCCUUAAAGCAUCAUGGGGGGUGUUUUCAACCCUGCAUGCAAAAAUGAAAAAAAAAAUACUGUGAAGAUGAGGAUUAGGGGAGGGGAUGGAGAGAAGGACAAAUAUGAUGACAAAAUGCCUGGCACUUUGUUGGAAAAGACUAGAAAACAACACACACACACACACACACACACACACACACACACUCACACACACACUCACACAAAACCACAUUGCUGUUGCUUUUGCAGUGGGGCAGAACUCCUAAUCCCCCUUCUCAAACACACACACACACACACAAGUUAAAACAACAGCAUCCUGACAUGUUGAGCUUCAUCUGCACUUUGUCAUUUUCUACUUUCUAAAAAAGAACAAGAUGAACCCUGGUUUAAAAGCGAGAGAGAGAGAGAGAGAGAGAGAGAGAGAGAGAGAGAGAGAGAGAGAG